AUGUCUCCGGCCAGAAAGCAGCUCAUGACUCAGUGCCUGCGGUGUUCAGCUGAAACGAUCCGACGCGGCCUUGGAAACCACUCAAUGAAUCAGCACAGUAUUUGUGGACCACCCUUGUCUUUUUCAAUACAUAACAGUCUCCUGCCAAGCCUGGAAGAAAAGUUAUUUUAAGACGAGUCGGUUCCUGCAUUGAUUUACCAACCGAGCGAUACGUUGUCAGCUAUCCUCUUCACGAGUAUUUUAUUCAAAGUAGCCCCGUGGACGUAUGAGAAGCACGUCCCACUCUUUUCCCAAAUCCCUGCGGCAAAUAGAAUACGAGAAGCGUUUGACACCGGAUUGACUAGCUAUUUUACAACAACUAGACUGUGACGUCCAGGUAUGCGGAGGGUCUCGUGGCCACCGAGACAGACACAAAGGGACUCUCGUCAAUUUCCCAAGAUUUUAAGGUGAUUGCCUUCUUCCGGCGUUGUUUUUUUUUUUCUGUGGGAAAACGGAGGAGCCCUGACAGCGUAUGUUACCGAGGGUUUACGCACAGCGUUUUCUUGGACGGACUAUUGAUAAGUUUAUAAUUGGAUUGGUGGUGAUUGGGCGAAUGGAACAAUUGCCAAACUGGCCGACAAGGAGCGGACGUCUUUCUCCGAACUGGCUGGGAAUCGGACGAUGAAUGCAGGGAUUUAUUCGGUGUGAUACGAGCUGCAGCAGCUGUCUGCAAGGCGCGUUUAUGUACAGCUUUUGCAGGGUCAAGAUGCAGGUUCGGACUGUGCUGGACGUCAAAGUGGUGGACGUGGAGAAAAGGCGCAGUCCAUCGAAACAUUACGUUUAUCUCAUCAAUGUCACCUACUCCGACAAUACCUCUCACAUCAUUUACAGAAGAUACAGCAAGUUCUUUGACCUUCAGAUGCAAAUACUUGACAAGUUUCCAAUUGAGGGCGGGCAAAAAGAUCCAAAGAAGAGGAUUAUCCCAUUUCUCCCAGGCAAAAUUCUCUUCCGAAGGAGUCAUGUGCGAGAUGUGGCCAUGAAGCGACUGCGUUUCAUUGACGACUACUGCAGGGCACUUGUGCGACUCCCCCCUCACAUCUCCCAGAGUGAAGAGGUGCUACGCUUCUUUGAAACAAAAGCUGAAGAUCUCAACCCCCCUGUGGAGGACUACGGCUCCAAGCGCAAGUCGGUAUGGAUGUACGGCAUUACCGACAGCCCAAGGAAAGAGGCGUCAGGGAUUGACAGCUUGGAGCCUAUGGUACUGGAGCAGUAUGUGGCCGUGGCCAACUACGAGAGGCAGGAGAACUCUGAGAUCAGCCUCAAGGCCGGUGAAACAGUGGAUGUGAUUGAGAAGAGCGAAAGUGGUUGGUGGUUUGUCAGCACAGCGGAGGAGCAGGGCUGGGUGCCUGCCACAUACCUUGACUCCCAAAGUGGAACCAGAGAUGAUUUGGAUUUAGGAACCUCCAGGACAGGAGAGGUGACUAAAAGACGCAAGGCCCAUCUGAAGAGGCUUGAUCGUCGAUGGACACUUGGGGGUAUUGUGAACCGCCAACAAAGCAGAGAAGAAAAGUAUGUAACAAUACAGCCAUAUAGUAGUCAAGGGAAGGAUGAAGUCAGCUUUGAGAAAGGAGUCACUCUGGAAGUUAUUCAAAAGAACCUUGAAGGCUGGUGGUAUGUCAGAUAUUUAGGGAAAGAAGGAUGGGCCCCUGCCUCCUACUUGAAGAAGUUAAAAGAAGACUUCUCUCCUCGAAAGAAACCACUGUCAGGCCCUGUGGAAAUCAUUGGCAACAUCAUGGAGAUCAGCAGUCUUUUACAAAAGAAAGCGGUCAGUGAAAAGGACAUCCAGACAGACGGCGAGGGUAGCACCACACCAGAGCGCCACAUCUCCAAGAGUGAGAUCAGCUUGCCCAUGCCCUUUAGCUCUGACAUCAAUGCUGAGACAGGCAGGCGGUUGAGCGCAGGCCGUGAUACCAACAGUCCAUGUCUAGGAAUAGCAGCAGCGAGCUCUGCUCGAAGCGAAGCCAAAGCGAGAGGCGAACCGGGUUCCCCGGCCGUUGCCAGAGUUGCGCCUCACAGAGUUGAAGUAGGCUUUGACUCCAUAGGGUCUCCCAAUCUGAGACAAAAACCUCCUCCAAGAAGAGGGACCAAUUUGGGGUUGCAGUUGCCCAAGCCACCAGAACCACCUGCUGUGGAAGCAGAGUAUUACACCAUUGCAGAUUUCCAGUCAUCCAUUUCUGAUGGCAUCAGCUUCCGUGGAGGACAAAAGGCUGAUGUGAUAGAGAAGAACCCUGGAGGUUGGUGGUAUGUACAAAUUGGAGAGAUGGAGGGCUGGGCGCCAUGUUCCUACAUUGACAAACGCAAGAAGCCCAACAUCAGCCGUCGAACCAGCACCCUGACCAGGCCCAAAGUCCCACCCCCAGCACCGCCUGUGAAAAAGCAUGAUUCUGAGGAGCCUCCUCCUCCUACCACAUCCACUCCUAAAGUAACAGACUCAGUAAAAAGGUCUGUGUAUGAGGAACCUGAAUACGAUGUUCCUGCAAUUGGCUGUGAAGGUGAAUCGGAUACAGAUUCUCUCAAAGAUGAACACUCCCUGGAUGUUAAGAUUAGUGAUAUAGUCAGCAACAAGUAUCGCAGUUCCCCGCCUUCAAGUAAAGCUUCCCCUCCCGUCUGCAAAAAAUCACCAGUUUUCACCCAACGGAGGGCCUCAUUUAGAUCCGUCGAAGAAGUUGCUAAAGAGGAAUGUAUCUAUGAAAAUGACGGAUUUCGCUCUAGUAGUGGGAUGGAGGGAAAGACAGCUAAAGUGUCAAGUGAGCCCAACUCUCCAAGGACCUACCAUUCUUCAACAGUUCCACGCAAACCCUCUGGGUCUUCACCGUUGCCUGGUCACCCCACAAAAACAGUGACCCCAGAGGUGAAUAGAAGAAGCCAAACUCUUGGUAGACAUACAGACAUUCACUUCCGGUCCCACGAGAACAGUCCCCAUUCCUCGUCAGACGAAUUGAAUCGAGGUAUCAAGAAAUGCACAGGCACUAGCCAGGAUGUGGAACAGAGAAUAGGUCAGAGCCCGUCGACUAGACCGAAGCCUUCUGUCAGACCUAAACCACUCCUGACUAAGUCAGAUCCUCAGAGUCCUGAGAGGAUGGACAUCAGUUCCCUGAGACGCCCUUUGAAGCCCACAAGUCAUUUACGACUUGGACCGAAGCCUUCUCGAGGAGAAGACGCUGAGACAACCUCUGUAAUAUCCUCUGAGGAAUCUGUCGGCUCACGCAGUGCAUUAGACCUUUCAUCUGUGUACUCCAAAAGUAGCUAUGGAGAGACUGACGCAGUGGGAUCUUGUCUCUACCGCUCCCUGGAUGCCUACAAGAAAGUCCAAGAAUCUGAGAUCAGCUUUCCAGCUGGGGUGGAGGUGGAAGUUCAGGAGAAGCAAGAGAGUGGCUGGUGGUACGUGCGCUGGGGUUCUGAGGAGGGUUGGGCUCCCUCAUACUUUUUAGAACCUGUCAAGCGAGCAGGUGAUGCUGCGAGGCGAGAAUCAGAUGGACAUGGCAGUGGUGGCAGUAAGUCCAAUAGCCUUGAGAAAAAUGAAAAGCACGUUAUGGCUCUAAAUAAUGUCAAUAUUCAGGGUCUGACCCAGCAGCAUCAAGGAUUGCAAAGGAACACUCCGCCAAUUCCUUCCAAGCCUCCGGGGGGCUUCACAAAGCCAUCUGGGGUGGUUAAUGGAAGUGUGCGGAUGAGGAAUGGGGUACGCCAAGUGGCAGUGAGGCCUCAGUCUGUAUUUGUGACGUCAACACAGCCAGCUAAGGAUACACAUUACAUGACGGGAUCCCUGAGACGAAAUGACUCACUUGGCAGGAGUGAUCGCUAUGGCUCCGGUUCUGCCACACUUGGUAUCCACCGAAAUGCCUCCUUCAGCACAGUGCGGCCACACGUGGUCGUUGAAAGUCAGACAAGACCUGCCGAGCGCUCGAACCUUGGGUCCUCGGUGAGCGGGUUUGUCUCAAGCAAUGUCCAGGAUCCCCUUGGCAGAUUAAGUCAGCGCAAUGGUAUCCCUGUAUCCACAGUCCGUCCCAAACCCAUAGAGAAGAGCCAGCUGAUCAAAAACAACCUUGGUAGGGAUGUGUAUGUGUCCAUCGCCGAUUACCGUGGUGAUGAAGAGACUAUGGGAUUUACUGAGGGCACCUGUCUGGAGGUAUUGGAGCGAAACCCCAAUGGUUGGUGGUACUGCCAGGUGCAAGACAGCCUGCUUCCCCGUAAAGGCUGGGUCCCAUCCAAUUACCUAGAGCGCAAGAAAUAAAAGCCACCCAUAUUCACUUCAACACAUUUUCUUUUUGAAGUCCCUGAGGAAGUGGGUGACAUAAUCCUUUCAGAAUGUUACCCACAGUCUCCCACAAGCAAUACGCCAUUGAAUAUAGCCACUUCGAGAAAAGGACACAUUAAGUACUGGGAUACUUAAAUAGGUGUACGGAGAGUGUGAAGCAUUUUACCUGGGAGCGAAAGCAAAGGAUCUGAGACAAUAUUUGACAAGGCCCACCUUACAACAUGGUCAGAAAGGGGUUUUUCUAUAAUUACAUCACAGAUUGUGAUGGUUGAUAAGUGCCUUUUGUGUUUCACCUAAAUGGAAGUACUAAAUGGUGGAUAGAUAAUUGUUACACCAACCAAAUCUUUUAAAUGUGCCAUACAUCUUUGAAUACCACCACUUGGUGACUCCAACAUCAAGUUGAAACAACUGUUUGGGAUCUAGCGUGAUAAUUAGUUAAGGCUUAAAUGGAAGGCACAUGUUUGAUGGGCUGAGAAUGAUAUUUCAAGUUCCACUAAUCAAAAAAAAGGCUUUUCUUUGUGUUGUAUUUUUAAUGUUUGUGUUUAAUGUUGAUUUGAUGAUUCCUUAGAUAAUUAUUUCUGCUUUCUUGUGACAUCUCAUCUGCCAGCAGCCAAUGUGAUCAAAGUAAAAGCUCUUUCAACAUUCUACAACUCGAGUGACUUUUGCAAAACACACAAUAAUCUAAUUAGUCGCAACGUAUGGACCCUUUAGAGUUUAUAAACAAUGUGGCGGCAUUUUGGGGAUGUGGCUUAGCUGGAGGCACAAAGAUCCAGCACACUCGCUUGAAAACAUAGGUGAGCAUUUUUCAACGUCGUUUAUGUAGAAAUGGACACAAAAAAUUGUCAUUUGAAUGAAUAUGUGAGUAAAUUAACUCUACGACCAUAAAUGUUAAUCAGGUCGUUGGCCGUAAAGGGGUCCAUAGACUUUUCAAUAAUCAGUCGCGUAUUUGAGCCUAAUGUUUUGCCCCCCCUCUCUCCCCAAAUCAAAACAUCCAGUACAUCAAAUUACAAAUGAUUAGAUGAGAUAUAAAUUGUCUCAAGCAGAUUAUUUUGCAAUACGGAACAGCAGUUUCGAGGGGUAAAUUAAUAUCCUGACGUGAAACAAUUAUUACCCAAGCGAUUAAUAGUAGGUUUCACUGCGCUUUGUUGACUGUGUUGUAUGUGUUGUGUAUAUAUCUUUUACAAAAUAUUACUGCUGUUGUGUGAGUGCCGUGCGGACUGGAAAUUCCGUGGAAUAAUUUAAAUCCAGGAGCAUACUGUACAAAUGCCUUUGUAUUGCAUUUGCCCAUAAUGUGAGCGUUUCAUUCAUUUAUGGUACUAAUAAUCAAGUGUUCCACAAAGUACAUAGAAUAACAAUUCUGAACUGUAACAUGAAAACCUGGAACAACUUGAUAAAAGAAGAAUGUGUAUUAGGCAGCAAUGAAGGCAUACAGCGACAUCACUGACAACCAUAAACAGUGCAUAAACAUAUCUAUUUUACCAUUAACAUUACUUGCCUCAAAGUGCUUUAAGCAGACUGUUUAAUUUUCAGUAAGCUCUUGACAUUUUAGCAGUUUGAACAUAUGGAAUGUCAAACUGAAUUCAUCAUUUUCAAAUUUGACCUUGAAAUUUGGCUUCUCUGAAAAUAAAAAAGUGUUUUGUUGUAAUGUAAUCAAUAACUAUAAUUUCAUGUCUUAAUCAAGAAACCAUCAUUUGUUUUAUUGUUUGUAUUUGGAAAAAUAAUCAAGAAACCAUCAUUUGUUUUAUUGUUUGUAUUUGGAAAAAUAACCCAACAAUGAGCCUUUAGCAUUAAGAUAUACUUUUGAUUAAAGGCCACCUACAUACUCAUGUAUUAUUAGCUAUUACAGAAACAAUACUGUACCAAUUCUUAAUUUGGAGCAACUGGGCCAAGUGUCGAAUAUCACAACAUAUUGGUUGAGCACUGUAGAUAAAUCUUAGCAUGGUAAAAUAUUUUUUUUAAAUAAAAACUAAACAAAAACAGGAAAUAAGGUUUUCAUACUUUAGAUUUAAGAGUUUUUACAGCCCAAAUGGCCGAUGUUCAAGACUGCUGAAAUACAUUUUCUAAUGAACAGUGCUAACUUUAUUUGUUUUCUGCUGGACAGUAUUAUUAAAAUGAAUAAAAAGUACCUUAUCUGCUAGAAUGCAGUUAUCUAUUUUGGCAAAACUGUUUUAAUUUAAAUGUGAAUGCACAAUUACAGUAUUGAGGAAUGAAGUGGUUCUGUUUUGUUGAUUGAUGCACUAUGAAAACAUGUUUUUACUGGGCAUUAAUUUUAAGACGCAGUCAACACUCAGCAUAGUAGUUAGGAUUUUUUUUGUUUAAUUUUGCUCACUUCUAAAUUAUUUUAUUUCCUUUGUGACCAAUGUACUGAACAGAUGCAGUAAAAUUGUGAAAUAGAGACAUCAUGUGGCGAUGAAAAGGCACUACAAAAGGAUUUUAUUAUUUAUCUUGUCUACCUCAGUGCAAUGAGAAAUGCACUGCUGGUCAGUGAGCCUUAAAAAAAAGUACACAAUUUGAUAUUUGAUUGUCUAUUUUUCACAGCUAAAAUAUUACAGGCCUUUUUUUUUUACUCUUAAAAGUAGUUUUUUUUUAAUGCUGUGCGCUGCAACUUCAACAAACCAUGGGCACUUCCUUCAUCUUUGUUGUAUUUUACAUAAUGCCUGAUUGAGGUACAUAUUUAUUGAAAACUGUCAUAUGUUAUUGUUUUGACAAUCAGUUUGAUUAUCCACAUUAAAAUAAGGAAUCAUGCAUAUGAAUUGAAAAAAGAAAAAAAAACGUUCGUGUUUGGACAGCAACUAAAGUGAUUUUAUUGUCGAACGGAGGCAUUGCUAUGAAUUGAUUCAUGGACCAACGAUUUGAAACAGAUCCUCUCUUGCCAUAAGGCAGCAUAACUAGACGAAGGCAUUAUGUAAAUGUGCGUCUCGCUUUAACAUUUUUGCCCAAGCUAUCACACAGUUUAUCGUGUUUUUGUCUUUUUUAUAAAGCUGAAUUUACUUGGCUGAUUGCAAGGGAAUUAUUUUAUGUCGUUUGUAUUUUUACCCCCAUCAGCCCUGGAGAAAAUGUGCAAUAGUAAUAUGUGGAGGAUAAUGAUUGCAGGUCUAAAAAAAAAUAAUAAUAAAUAAAUUAAAAAAAAGAACAAUAUGAAGGAUUGCAUGUUGGGUGGAGGUAUUCCCUGCCAAAUAACCAUUUCUUGUUCUUGGCUUUUCCAAUGAUUUCAAGAAUGCCAUAUGUGUAUUUGUCAAAAAGAGUAAACAUGACAAACCAUUUUCUCAUUAAACUAAAAUCCAUGCUCAUUGGACCAAAGCAA
Messenger RNA from Syngnathus typhle (broad-nosed pipefish), 7598 nucleotides. RefSeq names its product SH3 and PX domains 2Aa (gene sh3pxd2aa). Gene Ontology annotation, biological process: superoxide anion generation. NCBI's taxonomy places the organism in Eukaryota, Metazoa, Chordata, Actinopteri, Syngnathiformes, Syngnathidae. The record is from RefSeq and is a predicted model, not a curated record. The transcript is spliced from 16 exons. The coding region runs from base 665 to 4270 and encodes 1201 amino acids. Gene Ontology annotation, molecular function: protein binding; superoxide-generating NADPH oxidase activator activity; phosphatidylinositol binding. Gene Ontology annotation, cellular component: cytoplasm.